CCCGUCAGGUGCGUGAGAGACUGCGGGUGGCGCUAGAGAGGGUGACUACUCUGGAGGGGCAGCUGGCGGCCGCCACCCAGGAACUCGCGGCCGUCAGGCAGAGGAAGGACAAGAUGGAGGGAGACUCCCUGGACAGACUGGAGUCCAAACCCACCUGGAAGAGGCUGCCCAAUGGCUCCAUCGAUGCCGACGACGGGGCCGGCCGCGCACUGGAGCUGCAGGAGCUGCUGGACAAGGCCACGCGGGACCUGGCGCAGAGCGAGGAGCGUGCCAACGGCCUGGCGGCCCGCGUCACCGAGCUGGAGGCUGAGCUGGCCACCGCCCGGCGGGACCUGCUGCGCAGUGAGGAGCUCGGCGCCAAGUACCAGCGUGAUAUCCGUGAGGCAAUGGCACAGAAGGAGGACAUGGAGGAGAGGAUCACAACGCUAGAGAAGCGCUACCUGGCGGCGCAGCGGGAGACCACUUCCAUCCACGACCUGAACGACAAGCUGGAGAACGAGCUGGCCACCAAGGACUCCCUGCACCGGCAGAGCGAGGAGAAGGCGCGUCACCUGCAGGAGCUGCUGGAGCUGGCAGAGCAGAGGCUGCAGCAGACCAUGAGGAAGGCGGAGACAUUGCCAGAGGUGGAGGCUGAGCUGGCUCAGAGGGUGGCCGCUCUGUCCAAGGCUGAGGAACGUCACGGUAACAUCGAAGAGCGUCUGCGUCAGCUGGAGGCUCAGCUGGAGGAGAAGAACCAGGAACUGCUGAGGGCCCGGCAGCGGGAGAAGAUGAAUGAGGAACACAACAAGCGUCUGUCAGACACGGUGGAUCGCCUGCUGACCGAGUCCAAUGAACGACUCCAGCUGCACCUGAAGGAGCGAAUGGCGGCGCUCGAUGAUAAGAACACACUUAUCCAUGACCUGGAGAACUCGCAGAAGCAGCUGGAGGACUUCCAGCACACAAAGGAGAGGCUCCUGGCAGAGAUCGAGAAGCUUCGGGCAGAGGUGGACCACCUGCAGAGGAGGAGCACCGCCUUUGGGGACGGCCUGCACCCACGGUCCCGGGUUGGCAGUGCCACUGACCUGCACUUCUCCAUGCUGGAGUCCCCGGGGGACCACUAUGGGACGGCGGGGGUCAUCCGGCGGGCGCAGAAGGGGCGGCUGGCAGCACUGCGGGAUGAGCCCACCAAGAUCCUGCCAAUGCUGGAGCAGGACUGGGAGCGGCCCAGUCUCCGGGCCGGCGUAGCACACCUUGUGGAGAGUGACCCCGAGCUGUCCGACCUGGACGAUGAGGACCGCGAGACCAUCUUCAGUUCUGGAGACCUGCUGUCACCCAGCGGACACUCGGACGCCCAGACGCUGGCGCUGAUGCUGCAGGAGCAGCUGGAUGCCAUCAAUGAGGAGAUCCGGAUGAUUCAGGUGGAGAAGGAGUCCGCAGAGCUGCGGGUGGAUGAGAUCGAGAGCCGCGUGACCAGCGGCAGUAUGGACGGCCUGAACCUCAACUUCCGGCCUCACACUUCCAUCCCCACCUCCAUCACAGCCCUGUCCCUGGCCAGCUCCUCCCCCCCGGUCAGCGGGCGCUCCACCCCUAAGCUGUCUGGCCGCUCCUCUGCCCAUGAGCUGGGCAUCAUGACCCUGCCUAGUGAUUUAAGGAAACAUCGACGGAAAGUUCAAUCUCCAGUGUCGCGGGACGAGAUGCGGGAGGACAAGGCCACCAUCCGGUGCGAGACGUCCCCCCCGGCUUCGCCCCGGAGCCUCCGUUUGGAGCAUGGCAUAUUCGCCCAGCUGACCGGUAGCCUGGAUGACGGACGGGGGGGCAACAAGAAGAAGGGCAUCAAGUCAUCCAUUGGCCGCCUCUUUGGCAAGAAGGAGAAGGGGCGCUUCGUGCAGCAGUUGGGGAAGGACGGUCAGCUGACCCUGACUGUGGCUCCAGGUAUGAUGGACACAUGGGUCACUUCUGUCCACAUCACAGACUUGGAGAUGGGCAUUGGGGACACCAUGACCCUGGGCAAGCUGGGAACGCAGGCGGAACGGGACCGAAGAAUGAAGAAGAAGCACGAGCUGCUGGAGGAUGCCAGGAGGAAGGGCCUGCCUUUUGCCCAUUGGGAUGGCCCUACAGUGGUGUCCUGGCUAGAGCUGUGGGUGGGCAUGCCCGCCUGGUACGUGGCUGCCUGCCGUGCCAACGUGAAGAGCGGCGCCAUCAUGUCGGCGCUAUCCGACACUGAGAUCCAGCGGGAGAUUGGCAUCAGCAACCCGCUGCACCGGCUCAAGCUACGGCUGGCCAUCCAGGAGAUGGUGUCCCUCACCAGCCCCUCGGCACCCUUAACCUCACGCACGUCCUCCGGAAACGUGUGGGUGACUCACGAAGAGAUGGAGACCAUGGCAACAUCCAACAAAGCGACCCUGGCAUAUGGGGACAUGAACCACGAGUGGAUCGGCAACGAGUGGCUGCCCAGCCUGGGGCUGCCGCAGUACCGCAGCUACUUCAUGGAGUGCCUGGUGGACGCCCGCAUGCUGGACCACCUCACCAAGAAGGACCUGCGUACCCAUGUUAAGAUGGUGGACAGCUUCCACCGGGCCAGUUUACAGUAUGGCAUAAUGUGCUUGAAGCGACUGAAUUAUGAUAGAAAAGAUCUGGAGCGCAGGAGGGAGGAGUGCCAGCAUGAAAUCAAAGACAUUCUGGUGUGGACCAACGACCGGGUGAUACACUGGGUACAGUCCAUCGGCCUGAAAGACUACAGCAACAAUUUGUUCGAGAGUGGCGUGCAUGGUGCCCUCAUCGCCCUGGAUGAGAACUUUGACUACAGCAGCCUGGCCCUCAUCCUGCAGAUCCCCAUGCAGAACACUCAGGCCAGGCAAGUUCUGGAACGGGAGUUUAGCAACCUACUGGCGCUGGGAACCGACCGCAGGCUGGAUGAGAGUGAUGAGAAGUCCUUCCGGAGGUCUCCAUCGUGGAGGAAGCGCUUCAGGCCGCGGGAGGGCCAGGGCCUGGGCACCAUGCCGGGCUCCAUUGAGACGCUGCCAGCCGGCUUCCGCCUCACCUCCAUGUCGGUGCCGCUGUCGACGCCCGGUGUCCCCAAGAGGCUGCAGCCCGAAGGUGGCAGGUGAGUCUCAUCGAGGACUUUGGGGUUGGCGGGGGUGUCUGCAUUGGUCAUACCCUGAAGCUUUCUCUUCCUGUCGCUUCAUGAUGCCCUCCCCCAACCCCCGUCCCCUGACUCUGCUGGAUCUCUGUCUAUUCCCAGCACUCAGGUUGUCGUCCCCCCAUGGCAUGAUGGUCGAUCUCCAGGGCCAGCCCACCCCUUUUUGUAGCCCUAAGCUGAAUUUGAUUGACCGAGUUGUCAUUUUUCAUCUCCCUUCCUGUUCUGACAGGCUGAUCAGAUGGGGGACCCCCCCAGUUGCCGUUGGGCUCUAAGCCCCUUCUUAUUUCGCUUAUACCUUGGGCUGGCCCUGUCUAUGUCCCCUCCCUUUGUCAUAUCAUGCAAAGUGUCCUCUCCUGCCCGAUGGCCGCUUGUUCCACAACACUCCCAAGUGUAAAAGAUGUAAAACGCCUGCUAGCUAGUCACCCAGGUUCACCUUGAGGGAAGCUGUUGCUCUGGAGUGAUUCCACACCUCGCAGUGUUAAAGCUGCAGUGGAUGCUUAGAAUACAGGUGUAAUGGAGUGUCAUACCAAGAUGGUGCUUUUAAUAAUUUAUACACUAAUAUGUUACUAAAAAUACUAAAACUCUCCAGUUAAUGCUCUCCAGGUGAAGCCAGGUGUCGGAUGGAAGCUUCUAAGCCAGUGUUUCCCAACCCGGUACUCAGGGACCCAAAGACAGUCCACAUUAUUGCCCCAGGGUGCAAAAAAGUGGGCUGUCUGGCAGGGAGCUGGGAGGGAGCAAAAACGUGGACCAUUAGUGGGCCUCCGAGGACCGCACUGGGAAACAAUUCUGAGCUAUCGGGUGCAGUGAAAGCUUGACAGGAAAGCUGAAAGAGAGAGAGAAUGAAAGAAAGCAGAAUUUAGCCGGAGAUAAAAGUCGAGGCUUAAAGUUUGAAAGUCCGUUUUCUUUAGAAAUAAUCAGCACCAGGCUGUUUUUUCCCCCCUCGUCAGUAUGAUUACAGUAGCUGUAUAUACAGCAUUAGUAACAGAAUAGAAUAAUGUAUCAUUGUCAGGACUGUAUUGUAGCUUCAUAUCACUGAGAAUUGUUAGAAAACAAAAUUAGAGAUCAAAAACGUGGCCGCGUAUCUCUCUGUAUGUAAGAGACAGCCGAGAGUACUUAAAUAUGUUAAUCCCAAAAUCCAAAAGCGCUUAAGUUUUGUCACAUCAAAGGCCUGCCCGAUGAAUCGUAACAGAAAUAGCUCAUUAAUAAAAGCAGAGAAAAAGUUUUUCUUAAAACAAAAGGCCAGUUGUCUGGUCGACCUGCUUUUAAUAGACUUUUCUUUGAACGCGUAGGAAAUAAGAGGAUCGCCGCCUGUAAUUGACAGGAAUUCCCCCUUAGUUCUCCCCAGGUGUGCAGCCAUCCGCACUGUCCUCUCGCGUCAGAGAUGGUAGUUUGGCUGGCACCUCUUGGCUGGGGUGUCCAUGUGCUUUGCGAUGUGGGGGGGGGGGCUUUGGAGAUUUUGCCUGCACUCUGAAAUCUCACCCUUCUUGCUCUCCACACAGUGCAAUCCCACUACCUGUACGGCCAUAUGCUUGCUGCCUUUCGAGACUGAUGUGCCAAAUUCCAGCUGUCGUGGUUUCUUAGGAGGAGUGGGGGGGGAGGUUUUUGGUAAGGGCUCGCGCUCGGCGACAGACACCAUCCGCCACCCCCCCCCCUUCCUGGCGACGCCAUUUCUAUGGAAUCUGUGCGAUAGCGGAGAUCCAUGGACUCUGUGCACAACCCCCAUGAACAAAGAGUGACAACAGCCGCUCCAGUUAUAUCCAGUUUUCCCAGUUAGUGGCCGUGAUGUCGUUCCAAUGCUCUUUCUUUCUACGGAUGUACCUCACAUAGUCUGUCGGGUAGAGUAUGUUUCCUGGGUGUAUCUACGAUGUAUAGAGUAUAUACAGUACAACUUCCACUGGUUAUACAAGGCUAACAUCAUUUUGUGUGUUUAUAUAUAUAUAUAUAAAUGGAAUAUUUACGUUUUAUAGAGAUAUAUAUAUAUAUAAAUUAUACAUAUCAAAUUUUAAAAAUAUAACUAUUGUAUCUAAACAGAUGUUCUGUUAUAGCUGGUGGCUGUUUGUGUGUGUUGGAUCCCUGCUUUCCUGACUGGUGUCCAUUUGCUCUCAGUUUAUGAAAUGCCCAUGUGGGGUUUUUUCAGAGAUGUCACUUUUCAGAGGAGUGUUAAGGUGCUACAGCGGUGUCACAAUACUGCAGUGAUACUCGCCAAGUCGCUCAUAAAACCUCAAAGAACUGACUCCCACUCGGCUGUCUCUGUAUCCCUCCCUUUUUACGAACGGAACGGUGUGAUCGAUGUCGAACUGAGCACUUGGAUUAAAGGACGGGUGUGGAUGUGGGAGUUUGCGAUCAAAGAACAGCAAUACCCUACUCAGCUGCUGCAUCUCCAAGUUGGGUUGUUGGGGAGCCUGGCCUGAUUGGGCACCUGAAGUCCGUGAGGUCGCUGGAUUGGAUGCCCGGCAUAGCCAAUCAGGCGGGAACACACUUUGAUGGCACAUCUCUCGUGCUUUGCUGGACUGCAACAACCAAUGAAAUCCCGUGUGUCUAUGAAGAGGUCACGGAAACCAACGCUGCAAGACUUAUUUUGAAGUGCUUUCUCACCUGUGAUCACCCACAGACUGUGCUCUGGGGCCGCCCUCCAUUCCUCAUCACAAAUUCCCUCACAGAGAUGAAGUAUGAAUUGUGUGUGUGUAUAUAUACUUUUUCUUUACAAACUGUAAAAGAUGUUUUAACAAUUGUAAUGUGCUUUUUGUGGCAUCUGUAAGUACUGUAAGUGUCUUUUAUGCCAAGUGAAUCGGAGCUGAGAAAUGAAGUUGUUUUUUUUGGUUAUUAAAAGUGUGCUGAGUUACUUAUAUGC
This is a messenger RNA of Paramormyrops kingsleyae, 5969 nucleotides long. The record is from RefSeq and is a predicted model, not a curated record. Lineage: Eukaryota; Metazoa; Chordata; Actinopteri; Osteoglossiformes; Mormyridae.